AUGGCCACUCCUAAGCGGUUUCCGACGCUCGUACAGCUGGAACAGAGAGAAGGGACGCUAUUCGAGGUGCUCGGUAACCUCACCAAGCGACCCUAUUGGUUCCACUCCGAGUAUCUGAAGAGUCCGAAGGCUGUUCACCUCGAGGCGUGGCUGGUGGAGGCGAUUUUCGGUCGGGGAGGAGAGCACAUACCACACGUCGAGUGUGUGUCACAGACCCUGCUUCACGUUAAUCAUUGGGACCCCGAGGGCGAGGCUGAGAUCUUGAUAUUUGGUCGGCCCUAUUACCAGAAAGAUGUAUCCAAGAUGAUCAUGAAUUUGGCUGACUAUCAUCGCCAACUCCGGGCACAAAGCUCAGAGAAGGCCCCUGCCCAGGAUGUAGGGACGCAGCGGUCCCCCGACGCUGUCCCGGAGGCGGGGACCCAGAGCUCUCCAAAGUCUGUCCGGGAGGCGGCGACCCAGCGGUCCGACGACGCAGCUCCGCAGGUGGCGAGCCAGAGCUCUCCGAAGUCUGUUCAGGAGGCGGCGACCCAGAGAUCCCCCGACGCUGCCCGAGAGGUGGCGACCCAGAGCUCUCCGAAGGCUGUCCGGGAGGCGGCGACCCAGCAGGACCCCAAUGCUGCCCAGGAGGUAAAAGUAUUGACAGCUAGUAAAAAGGUCAGUCUGGACAAUUUUUGA
Messenger RNA from Puma concolor (puma), 675 nucleotides. The record is from RefSeq and is a predicted model, not a curated record. NCBI's taxonomy places the organism in Eukaryota, Metazoa, Chordata, Mammalia, Carnivora, Felidae.